CAACACCACCACCAACUACCACCACAACACUACCACCGACACCACCACCACCAAAAUGUGAAGGGGCAAAGCUGGAUCUGAUAUUUGUCCUUGAUGCUUCUACCAGUAUCACAGAACCAAAUUUUGAACUAAUGCGCGACUUCCUGCACGAUUUCCUUUCAAUCGCAAAUAUCGAUAGUGGAGAUGUCCGAGUUGGCCUUGUAACCUACAGCACCAACACCAGCAUCCAGUUUCAUCUGAAGACUUUCUCCUCCAAGGUCAUGGUCUUGAAAGCCAUUGAAAAAACCCCGUAUACGUAUGGAAGUACCAACACAGCCGACGGCAUCCGAACCAUGCGGAAGAUGUUCAGAGCUAAAUUUGGUGACAGAAAAAAUGUUAACAACGUGGCUGUGGUCAUCACCGAUGGAGUGUCGAACAUCGAACACGCGAAAACAAUCCCAGAGGCUAGGAAAUCCAGACGGAGAGGCAUCCAUAUCUAUUCUAUUGGCAUCGGCCUAACCGAUUUAAGGGAGAUAGAAGGAAUUGCCAGCAGACCAGUGAUUGCCAACAGAUUUAUCGUCAAGGAUUUCAGUGAACUGAGAGCGUUGAGAGAUAAAGUCUUCCGGUCUGUCUGUGUUGCAACCGAGGCAAAAGCAAAGGCGAAAAAACACAAACCAGCGUGCCCUGUCAGACGAAGGACUAUCAGGUGCUUAAGCUCGGUGAAUUGUAAGAAGAGGGGUGGCUGGAUUAUAUCGAGAUACGUUUGUCGUAAGGCAAACCGCGGAUGUUGCAAAUCUUGGCGAUAGUAAAAAUUAAGAAAUAAAGUUUUAUUCACUGA
Messenger RNA from Gigantopelta aegis, 817 nucleotides. Its product is annotated as collagen alpha-1(XII) chain-like. The coding region runs from base 132 to 785 and encodes 217 amino acids. Lineage: Eukaryota; Metazoa; Mollusca; Gastropoda; Neomphalida; Peltospiridae. The transcript has 5 exons. The record is from RefSeq and is a predicted model, not a curated record.